GAUAUCGUCAGUCACCCGCCAGACAUCAGGGAGAAGGUACGUGUCUUCACCCUUCCUUCCCUCCUAUGCCGCCGUCGCUCCGCCGCCGCCAGUGCCAAAACGUUUCGUUUCAGAUCAAUAACUUUGGCUUUGUUGCUCGGAAGCUAUAUAGUACGUAAAAGACUGAAACGCUUCCUCUUGUACACUGUUGCUAUUGAAACAUUGCAUCCCGUGUACGAAAAUUAUAGAAGAAUCACACGUACUAGAAGUAAUACAAUAUAAAUGUGUCGGUGAAGGAAAGUAAACGAGUGGCUGUUGAGAGGGUAAAAUGCUGAGCAUGUGAAGUGAACUUGUCACCAUUACCAGCCGGGUCUGAGGCGUGCCGUGGCCUGGAUCCAAGACUUGUGCCUCCAUUCAUGUUCAUUUGGACGGAAAGGACGCAGAGCAGAUGACACGUGAGUCAGACUUAGAACGAAACAAUAAAACAGCGUAAUAAUAAUAACGCAAGACAAAAUCAUUCUCCCACUCACUCUACUUCAUUAGGACGGAAAGCAGACGGAGAGCAGACGCCAAGUGAAUGAGCCUGAGAAUGAGGCAAGAAAUAAACCAGUGUUAUAGCAACAACCCGUAACAGAAAACCUCCCACCCACCCACUCGCUCCAGUUCCUCCACUACCUACCUCGACCCAGAAGAGUGUGAGUGUGUGCGUGUGUGAGUGCGUGUGUACUGGUUUAUCGGAAGGACUUUCACUCACUAAUUGUCGAGAUGCAACGAGUGGCGUGGUGACCUUGUCUCGCUGAGUCCACGCCAUCGCCACGCCCUCCACCACCACCACCGCCGCCGCCACACGUCUCGUCAGCUGACUGGAGUUGUUUACAUCGCUCAGCUGAUCGCCGGAAUAGCUCGCUGCUGCCUGUCUGUCUGUCUCCCUGCCCUGCUGCCGCCCCUUCCCACCCCCGUCACGGACACACUCAUGCAUACACACCAGUCGGAGGCAUCGAGGGGACCCUCGGCUAGGUGCACCCUAACAUGGACCUGGUGACUCCUGCCUGCACAGCGCCCCGCCCCACGCACCUGCCGCCCCGCCCCACGCACCUGCCGCCCCGCACCUCGCACCUGCCGCCCCGCACCUCCUCGCCACCACCGCCCUCCCCCGCCACGCCCUUCACCGCCACGCCCACCCACGCCCACACGAGCCUUCCCUCCUUCUCUCUAGCGUCCUGAAAGAGAGAGAGAGAGAGAGAGAGAGAGAGAGAGAGAGAGAGAGAGAGAGAGAGAGAGCAAGGUGUUAGCUAUAAUUCAAGGCUGGCUAAUGACUCUUUUCUUUUUUCUUUUCUGUCGUAAAUAGCACCAGAAAAAGCUAAUUUUUUUUGCAUACAUAAUUUUUUUUCUUUUCUUCUCUGUGUUGAAACUGAAAAUAACAGCCCAGACGCGUAUAAAACGACUUCGGUACCAGAAAAAAAAAUAAAAGUAUGUGAGUGUGUAUUCUUGAAGGAAAAAGAAGAACCUUAAUUAAGUGGAGGCAGCAGAGCGUGGACCAGGCGGGUGGCUUACCAGAUCCGAGCGUGCGCGCGCGUGUGUGUGUGUGUGUGUGUGUGUGUGUGUGUGUGUGUGUGUGUGUGUGUGUGUGUGUGUGUGUGUGUGUAUGAACUUGUGUGUGUGAGUGUGCCCCAGCGUGUGAUAAAUGUGAAAGAAAAUAGUGUACACGGAAGAAUUACUGAAUAAAACACACACACACACACACACACACACACACACACACACACACACACACACACACACACACACACACACACACACACACACACACACACACACACACAAUACAGCAAAAUGACAAACUUAGUCCGGGAGGCAAGUGCGUGGGAGGUAUCUGGAGAAGAAUGGAGGAGGAGGAGGAGAAGAGGGAGGAGGAGGAGAGAAACACGGAUACCAAAAGAAGAAGAAGAAAUGGAGGAGACGAGGAGACCAGCAGCAGCAUCCUUUACCUGUCAGGCGCAUCUCAUCUCACCUGGCUUCGUCUUCCUCGUAUUCACCUGCAUCUUCCUUUUACCUGCCGUAUGUGGGUGUCCCUCAGGUCCAAAGAUAAGGUGGCGGGCAGAUGGCAGAUGCGGCGUUAACUUCCCCCUCGGCAACGGGUGGGAUCAGCCUGCCGAGUGUGACCCAGCCAGCGACCGGCCCUGCUGCAGUGACUACGGCUACUGCGGCAACUCCCUGUCCCACUGCGGCUGCCCGGACUGCAUCGACUACCGGAACGUGAUCAGGGAGGCCGAGUGUCACUACUCCUUGGAGGGCGAGAGCGGCUAUCUGGAGUCCCCCAACUUCCCCAGGGAGUACCCGGCGGGGAGGGAGUGUUGCUACGACAUCAACAGGCCCUCCUCCAAGUACUGUGGCGUGCAACUGACGGUUGAGAGUCUUGACGUAGGCCGCGGGGAGGAGGACGGGUUCUGUCGACGGGACUGGCUCACGCUGCCCUCCUGUGUCCCCGAGCGUGGCGCCAGGAUCUGCGGGAGCAACACCACUGGCCAAGUCUACCAGUACCUGUUCCAGCCCGGCGCCUCGGCCCUGCGUCUGGUGUUCCACGCGGGGGACAUGUCGGAGGGGCGCAAGGGCUUCAGAGUGAAGUAUGACGUGCUCACCACCUGCCCGGGCCCCUACCAGACCCAGAACCUACCCAUCUCCCUCAUCCCAGGGACCACAGGGGCGCCUUGCUACACUCGCAUCGUGGACACCAGAGGCACCAUCAACACGCCGUACCACCCCAAGCCCUACCCGGAGAACCUCGACUGCAUCUACGAGUUCGUCAGGACGUCGCAGGAGGUGUGCGGGGUCAAGAUGCAGACGGUGACCUUCGAGAUGGAGCCGCCCUUGCUGACGCUCUUCGGCGGCGCCUGCACCGACUUCCUGCACCUGCCGUCCUGCGGGUUCCUCUGCGGCAAGGUCAAUUUCACCUGGGUCGUGGAGUUCCAGCCGAGCGCCAAGAGUCUCAAGUUCCAUUUCCAUUCCGACGAAGCGAUGGGCCACAGCGGCUUCCUCAUCGGCUUCGAGCAAGUCACGCAGUGCUGAGACGACCUUCACGUGGCCUUGACCUGACCUACGUUCCAUGCAUGUCAUCCGCUACACUCCACUCUCUUACCUAACCUACGCUCCACACAUUUGUCUUUUCUGCCUCCUCCUUCACCAUUCUUCGCUCCCUCUACUCUCUGCCUUCCUAACCUGCUCUCCAAACAUUUACCUUUUCCACCUUCUCCACUACCGCAACCUCCACAUCCUUCACUCUCUACGCUCCACCAGGCAUCUGUCUUUCCCAUCGUCUCCACAUCCCUUCACUUUUACCUCCUCCCCGUUUUUCUAACUCAGUAUUUCUUCACUUAUUACUAAUGCCAUCCCCUUUCCCCUCCUCUCCUACCCUUGGCCUAAUACUCCUUCCCUCACUAACCUCCUCCACAAUAGCCUUGAGGUAACUUUUCCCCUUGCCGAUUUUUCUUAUGUGUGUGGAUUUGAUAUUUGUAUAAGUCAGGUCAUCUUCGUGUGCGUCGACGUGAUAAGCUUUUGUAUUACGGCUUAUGUUAUAUUAUUCUCUUAUUCUCUUGUAUUUUCCGCCCUCGCUACUGUUGUAAUUAAGGAAAACUAUUGAGGUGAACUUAUGAUUAAAGAAAACGGAGGCGCGUCAUGUAAGGGAGAGAAACAUGAAUGUACGUGUUUUGUUGUGUUCUGAGUUGAGAGAGAGAGAGAGAGAGAGAGAGAGAGAGAGAGAGAGAGAGAGAGAGAGAGAGAGAGAGAGAGAGCCGGGGCAUUUGUUUUCAUAUAUUCUCGCUCUGUGUUAGUGACCGCUUUGCCUUGAGCCGAAUUUUUCCUCUAUGUAAAUGAUGACGCAACAAGAGUGUGCCGGAGACCAGAAUAUUACUCAAGCGAAGUCUUCCUAUUACAGCCAAUCCCUUUAACACCUCGGGAACACACUCUGACAGGCUAUUCCGGUCCCUGCUGUGAACUAUUGUGUUAAAGCCUACCGAGACACGAAUCUGCGACCCUCAUUUAGACGGCUUCCUUAUAUGUUUCCUGUUUCUUUUAUCAUGUAUCAUCUAGGAGCUUAAAAAGACAACCAACUAGCUUUCUGUUUUUUAUCAACUAGUGCUUAAAAAGACAAUUAUCAGCACGUCUUCCUCGUCCAAUUCCCUUACACUCACGAAACGCCGUAACAGGCUAUUCGAUCUCCCUUCCUGAAGCGCAGAGAGGUACGAAUCCGUAAGCCUCUAUUCGAAUCCCUAGCGAAGCAGUCAGUGUAAGACCCCGCCUCCCUUAUGAGCUGGUCGAGGGACACCUGCGGACACCUGGGAAACGUGGGGAAAGUGACCAAUGGAGACCUGGGUAAAUUUGAGGAACUUAAGUGAGGUGGACUACUGCAAUACGGUGCUGUGUGACCCCUGGCGAGGAACCCCUGUGCUCACGAUGACUGAAAGACGGAAAUGAGCGCCGAGUCAGCGAGUCUCCCAGCAUGUUCCGCGGUUAGUGUGUGGCUGCCCUGCCUUCAUCCGCUAAGAAUCAACGUGAAUGCCGUCCUCAACCCUAACUUUUACCUUCGUUAACCUGUAAAUUAAUGUAAUCACUUUCAAAAGCGCUAUCGUAAAAAAGGCACAUUAUAAUAUUGCAUUUAUUUCAGGUUAGUAAAGAAAGAUUAGGGAAGUGAAGCCAGAGAGAGGAAAGAAAUACAUUAUUAUGGAACAUUUAACAGUAUGUUCCUUAUAUGUUAUUGUCAACUCGUACAAUAAAAAAAGUGAUCAGUUACCGAGUCAGUAAAAUAAACUGGAAAGGCUGAAAUCACCAACAUAACAAUAUUUACGAGCUUUGCAUCAUUACUGUCGCUGUGCCGAGCUGUAUGAUGUCCACCGUUGCCAGAUUAACGUCCCCAGAGCAUCGUAUUUACCCAUAACUAUUGCCAACAAACACCGAUAAUUAACUAUGUAUUUUAACGAUAACUAUAUAUGAAGUCAGUUAUUUGGGUGGAGGAGACAGGUUUUGGCUCUGAAAUCGGCAAACAUAAAACGCUGAGUAGGACAAUUCGGCACUGCUGUAUGAUGUCUUACUGCAAUAACGUCGACUAGCUGAACCUGAGGAUAAUUCUCUCCUCCCCUCCUGUCCUCAGCCUCUGUUCUCUGCCUGUAACUUCUCUCCUGCAUAUCACUUGGAGUCUUUCAAGAGGAGAGUAUCGAGACACAUCUCCUCCCAAAGGUGACCUCUCUUUUGGCCACUCUUCUGAACUCUUUUAUAGGGGCAGUGUUUAGCGGGCUUUUUAUCUCUCACUUUUUUUUUCCCUUGUUCUGCUUCCUUUGCUGUAAAAAAAGAGAAAAGAAAAACAGGGAGGAGGUGAGAUGGAUAUUCGUCCUUUCCUGGUGAUUGCGCCUAACAAUGUUCCGUGAAUAUGUACUAACACUGAACUAACUACAUUUUUUUCCCUGCCGUAUAUAUAACUCAUGUGCGUGUCUGCUCACAUUAUCGCAUACGUUUAUUAUUAUUGUAUACUUUCUAACCCCCAAAACACACCGUAUCCCAUCGUAAGUUUAGAUUAGAUUUCACGAGUGUCCGCUUGAACUAUCCUAAAUAUCGUACAAAGCUCAUCAUUACCGUACAUACAACAGUUUUAGGCAGCCGGUGCGUCUUCAAGCUGACCUCGCUGAGAUUAAGAUGGAAGGGCGGGAAGCGUGUGUAUGUGUGUGUGUGUGUGUGUGUGUGUGUGUGUGUGUGUGUGUGUGUGUGUGUGUCCUCUCCAUAAAAAGAAAAUGAAAUGCCAAAUAGUUCUAGGGAAUGAAAAGGGAGAGAAAAAAAAGAGAUGAGUAAGAAACGAAGCUCCCUUGAUGUUACCCUUUAGCCAAUCAUCCCCUUUAUUCGUCCACAGCCUUCCUUACCCUAGCGGCGCCUCCUAAGAACUAUUUUUUUUUACCCCUUCCCUUCCCUCCCCUUCGCCUCUUAAAUACUAACACUAACCCUUCCAGCCUCAAUAUUCCUUUUGAUGGUAUACACUUUUAUCCUUUAAGAGCCUACGAAGGGUUCACUGUAAUAAAAGACAUGAAGAACUAACUCUUAAUUUAGUGUAAAGUUUGUAUUUUUAAGGCUGCAUUAAUGUUUUUUUUUUAUAUAACUUAACAUUAUGGUUGACUCGUAUAGAGCUUUUUUUUCAGCUACUGCUACUAUUACUGCUACUUUCGCUGUCGGUGUUGUAAAGAGAGCAAGUUCAUUCGAUACCUUAUUCCAUGCUUGAUCUAUCUAUCUAUCUAUCUAUUGUAUUUCUUCCCUUUGUUCUUCCUCCAUCCCUGCAUUCUCCUACUUCUCUUUCUUAUCCGUUCCUCUUUGUUUUCGCUUUUGGCAUUUUCUCCUCCCACUCUAUGCUCUCCUUUUCCCCCCUUUUCUUUUAACUCUACACCCUCUCCUUUGUGCCUCCUUUCUUUCACGCUUCCUCUCCCUCUCCUCUUCAUUUCCCCGUCUAAUCUUAAUGGCCUCCUCUCCUCCAAGUAUACAAAACAUUAAAAGUUAAAUGGGAAAUAGGCCUUCACGAAUAUUUAUUAGGUUUGUGACACCACUGGAGUAAUAUUUUAAAUCGACUGCCUCCUCAUAAUUAGUUUGAUUGACUAGAUACCAUUUAGAACACUAGGAUCAGCAAGUCUUUAUCUAUAGAGGUGACAUAAGGAGGUUUGUUUUUUUCAUUUCUAGGCGUUGUGUGACCAAUUUUUUGUUGUGACUUAUGAAUUAUGUUUCUUUAUUAUUGAAAUCCGUGUAUAUGUGAUUACAAUACUAGCCUGCCUGUUUCCAAUUAGGUUCUCCACUCCAUUUACGUGAACAUGUUUUUUUCUCUUUUA
Eriocheir sinensis (Chinese mitten crab) is the source of this 6830-nucleotide messenger RNA. RefSeq names its product neuropilin-2-like. NCBI's taxonomy places the organism in Eukaryota, Metazoa, Arthropoda, Malacostraca, Decapoda, Varunidae. Bases 1813 to 3045 code for a protein of 410 amino acids. The transcript has 9 exons. The record is from RefSeq and is a predicted model, not a curated record. Gene Ontology annotation, molecular function: chitin binding; serine-type endopeptidase activity.